Messenger RNA from Sphenostylis stenocarpa, 174 nucleotides. The record is from the annotation of a GenBank genome assembly. NCBI's taxonomy places the organism in Eukaryota, Viridiplantae, Streptophyta, Magnoliopsida, Fabales, Fabaceae.
AUGUUCAUGUUGCCUAUGAUGGGUAGGCCUUUUGGCCCCGGUGGAUACGGCGCCGUUUUUCUGCGAAUUCGUGACAGUAAACCCAUCAGCAACAACGUCACCGGGAUUAUGAACAAGACCGUCGUAGGGAACGGUUCGAGUGCGCUCAGUUGUAUGAACAAAUCCAUGGCGUAA